Messenger RNA from Liolophura sinensis, 641 nucleotides. Its product is annotated as histone H3.3A. The transcript has 3 exons. NCBI's taxonomy places the organism in Eukaryota, Metazoa, Mollusca, Polyplacophora, Chitonida, Chitonidae. The coding region runs from base 95 to 505 and encodes 136 amino acids. Gene Ontology annotation, molecular function: protein heterodimerization activity; structural constituent of chromatin; DNA binding. The record is from RefSeq and is a predicted model, not a curated record. Gene Ontology annotation, cellular component: nucleosome.
UUGCUCCUCUUUUGCAUACAAAAUUGAUUCAUAUCCAGGGUUCGUUGCGAAUAGUGCGGUAAAUUGUGAAUCGCCUACGUUGAAAUAAUAAAGGAUGGCUCGUACAAAACAGACAGCGCGUAAGUCAACUGGUGGAAAGGCCCCAAGGAAGCAGCUUGCAACAAAAGCUGCCAGAAAAAGUGCCCCCUCCACAGGAGGUGUUAAGAAGCCACAUCGUUACAGGCCUGGUACAGUUGCCUUGAGAGAAAUCCGUCGUUACCAGAAAUCAACUGAAUUGCUGAUCCGAAAGUUACCAUUCCAGAGGUUGGUGAGAGAAAUCGCUCAGGAUUUCAAGACUGACCUGAGGUUUCAGAGUGCAGCAAUUGGAGCCCUUCAGGAAGCCAGUGAAGCUUACCUUGUUGGACUGUUUGAAGAUACAAACUUGUGUGCAAUUCAUGCCAAGAGAGUGACCAUUAUGCCCAAGGAUAUACAACUGGCCAGGAGGAUUCGUGGUGAACGUGCAUAGGCACAACAUUGACCUGUCCAUUUCAGAUGCAUUGUGCAACUCCAAUAUGAGCAUAACAAAAUCAUUUAACAUCUUUAAAGUUCUUUCGGUUGUGAAGGUGUCCAAGAUACUCCCAAUACAGAUAAUUUUAUACAUG